AUGCGCGACCAGAAGGUCGAGGAGCUCCGCAGCACGCACGAGCUCGGCCUGGACGUGCAGGAGCUCAUCCGCGAGUUCGGGGAGGUUCGUGACAGGUGGAUGUCCGAGGACUUGAGCUCCUGGCUGGCCUGCAACCGAGCAUACGACAUGGUGCCGGACGUGAUGAUGGAGAUGGUCGCGCGCGGGGCAGAGGUCUACAUCAUCACCACGAAGCAGAAGCGCUUUUGCCAAGCUUUGCUUGAGGACUUCGGCAUCGAGUUGCCUGCGGACCACAUCUUCGCCUUGGAGGACGGCCCGAAACCGGCAGUGCUGAAGUCCCUCCUGGCGCGUCCGGAGCACGGGGCUCGGGGUUUGCAGCGUUGA
Molecule: messenger RNA, 363 nt
Organism: Symbiodinium natans
Lineage: Eukaryota; Dinophyceae; Suessiales; Symbiodiniaceae
Source: the annotation of a GenBank genome assembly